This is a messenger RNA of Myripristis murdjan (pinecone soldierfish), 3324 nucleotides long. RefSeq names its product deoxynucleoside triphosphate triphosphohydrolase SAMHD1-like. Bases 66 to 1451 code for a protein of 461 amino acids. Gene Ontology annotation, molecular function: dGTPase activity. The record is from RefSeq and is a predicted model, not a curated record. Lineage: Eukaryota; Metazoa; Chordata; Actinopteri; Holocentriformes; Holocentridae. Gene Ontology annotation, cellular component: nucleus. The transcript is spliced from 15 exons. Gene Ontology annotation, biological process: defense response to virus; regulation of innate immune response; dGTP catabolic process.
UGCACAUCUUCCCUGAUCAGCUGUGAGGUCGCGACACCAAACAAACUCUCCUUUCUUCGACUGACAUGGACGGCCAACAGCCAAUGAAGGUCUUUAAUGAUCCCAUCCAUGGGCACAUGGAGAUACACCCACUCCUUGUCAAAUUCAUUGACACUCCCCAGUUUCAAAGACUACGAAACAUCAAGCAGCUGGGUGCAGCCUACUAUGUCUACCCUGGAGCAUCCCACAACCGUUUUGAACACUCCAUUGGAGUGGCAUACCUAGCAGGACAGUUUCUUCAAGCUCUGAGAGACCGGCAGCCAAACCUUGGCAUCACUGAUGAAGACAUCCUUUGUGUGCAGAUCGCUGGUCUCUGCCAUGACCUUGGACAUGGGCCUUUUUCUCAUUUGUUCGAUGGAAAAUUCAUUCCUGAAGUAAAGAAGCAAGAAAAGCAUUCAUCAAACGAUAUAGACGAAAAAUGGAGGCAUGAGGACGCUUCUAUAAUGAUGUUUGAUCACAUGGUGGAAGUUAAUGAGUUGAAGAAGGAGAUGGAGGAGUACAAGCUGCUUCUGGAUAAGGACCUUGAAUUCAUCAAGCAGCUGAUAGUUGGAUGCCCAGAUGGUGAAAAUGGAAGAGGCGAGGACAAGUAUUUCCUCUAUGAAAUCGUGGCCAACAAAACCAGUGGCAUUGAUGUCGAUAAGUGGGACUACUUAGCCAGGGACUGCCAUCAUCUGGGCAUUCCCAUGACCUUUGACUAUCGCCGCCUCCUUAUGUUCACCAGGGUGUGUGAGGUGGAUGGACUGAGACACAUCUGCAUCAGAGACAAGGAAGCAGAAAAUCUGUAUGACAUGUUCUACAGAAGGUUCUCUCUCCACCAAAGAGCCUACCAGCACAGGGUGAGCAACAUCAUAGAAUACAUGAUCACAGAGGCCCUUUUAGAGGCAAAUGAACACAUCAAGAUUGAUGGACUCAAACUUUCUGAAACCAUCCAUGACAUGAGCUCCUACACCAAGCUGACAGACAGCGUGUUUGAUCAAAUACUCAACUCCUCUGACGACAAUCUAAAGGGGGCAAAAGAGAUCCUCAACAAGAUUGUCCGUCGACAGAUCUACAAAUGUUUGGGAAAGAUUCCUAGCAAGGAAAAGACGAGGGAAAUCAAAAACAAGUGGGAAGAAGACAAAAAAACUCAGACACACCUCCAGGAUUUCAUACUCGAUGUUGUUACUCUGGAUUAUGGGAUGAAGGAUAAGGAUCCCAUUGAUAAAGUGUAUUUCUACAGCAAGAGGAACCUUGACGAACCAUACAGGAUAAGCAAGGAACAGGUGUCCAAGCUCCUCCCAGCGGAUUUUAAUGAGACGUUCCUCAGGGUCUACUGGAAGGGUGAGCCUAAUGAUGAGAGCCUGGAGAGCGCCAAGGAGAUAUUUAAUCAGUGGUGCGCCAGAAAUUUCCCAUUACUUCAGCCAGAGGAUUGAGGUGAAGAUGAAGCUGAGCCUGCCGAACAACAGCAGGUUGAACAACAGUGAAGGAAAAGGGGACAGCUCCAGAGCAGAAAGUUCAGAAGCUGGAAAAAGGAAGGCCAAACUUUGAAUCAAAACAACAUGAGUAUAAAAAUAAGUCAAUCUUGAGCAGUCUGAGAAGUCUGAAAAUGAAAACAAUGAUCUUUCCUGCACACAUCACUGUAAUUAUAUUAUAUUUUCACAUAUAUACACUUUUUCUGCACUUCCAGGCUUAAUUGAGUACUCGCAACUUUUAACAGUCCAUAGAUUUUUAAAGGAUAGUUGCAGCUAUUUUCUACCUGCACUCCAUUUUCUUUUUUUUCUUUUUCUUUUUCUUUUUCUACAGUAAUCUCAAAUAGCUGAAUACAAAAAGUGAUUAAAACAUCCACUGUAACACUCACACUGUUUUUAAUUACAAGUAGACCACAGUAGCAAGAAUCAAGAUAAAUCUGCUGUGGUUCGUUUAUGGAUUUAUAACACAUUGAUAAAGUCAAAUGAUUUUCCAAGUAGACGCAUUCCAGUGUUGAAAAAAAGAAAAUGUAAAGAGCACUUUCAAACUGAAGUAACAACAUCACACUUCAUACGUGAAUGCAGCAGAAGACCAGCAUCAUGCAAGGAAACUGGAAAAGUAACAAAUGGACUGUCAUGACAAAAAUGUAAUAAUUGUUCAGUCACAGCUAUUUAAAGAUAUAAGCACAGUGUGAGUGCCGUAGUAGUGAAAGUUUUAAACAUUAUGGAUUCAACUGUUGAGAUUAUGUGUUGGCCCAUGUCAUUUUAACGCUAUUAUCAUGUAAUCAUAUCAUUAAGGGUAAAAGGCAAUAUACUCUCACAGCAUAUACUCAACUUUAACACAAAACAUAAAACAAUGAAUAAACAAAUAAGUAUAAUAUAUAGCCUACUACUAAUAAUAGUACUAGUAAUAGGCCUACUUGUAAUAAUAUACAUGUCUUCUUUUUACUCCUUUAACCUUAGCAUGAAAUAUAAUAUAAAUAUAAUAUAUUUUAACCUCUGCGUGAAUGAAAUGUUUGUCUUGUAAACCAUUAGUUAUUUAUACAGAAUGAAUUAGCUGUAUUAUUUAAUAUUUGUCUUUGUUCACUAUUAACCUUUAACUUUGUUUUUAGCUUGAGUUAAACCACAUUAAUUUAACCUCAUACACAUGUAUUUGCAUAUAUAGAAACGUUUUUUAACUGAUCCGUUUACGUUAAGUCAUUUAUACAGACACAAUGGCAACAGUAGCAAUGUUAGCCGCGUUACUAUAGCAACGCAAAUUAGCCGCUAGCAAACAUUAGCGGUAGCAUAAGCUUAACUUUCACUAUAAAAUAUAAGAGGAAAAAAAAAACCGGAAAUAACACAAACCUCAUUGGCUGCAUUACAAAACACAAAGGGGUAAGGCUUCUUCCUGAGUGUUCCUUGACUCUUAUAUACACUUUGAACACGUAUAAAACUUAACCUAUAAAACAAAAUAAACGUCUGCUACCGUUAGUUGUCUCUGUAUGCAUUUUUAAAGGUCUCCCUGGAAACCUUUUCUUCUAGAAUAUUAGUCACGCCUCAUCUGUCUCAAUGUUAUUUGUGGGUUUUUUUGAAGGGUUAAGAACCAAAAAUGAAAUGGGCAUACACUAGUAGGCUAUGUUGCAGUAAAAAAUGAACUGUGAUGUGAGACAGUUACACCUUGUGUAAUGUAGAAGUGGAGUCGUAUCUUUAGAAUUGAAAUCAGAGAUUUCCACAAUUUGCCUACUUUGUCUCCCUGUCUGAUGAUGAGAUGUUUGAAAUGAUGUUCAGACAAAGGUUACCAGUAAACAGUAAAAUGGCAUUUUCAGGUCAUUUGACUGUGUAACAUUGUUUUUUUGUU